UGUGCUACGAGAUUGUUUGAAAUGUUUUGGCGUGAGGGAAAGAACUUUUCCAUGAAAGGAGAAGCUUGAAUACGUAGUUAACAAAUUGAUGUUAAGCAACGUAGAAGAAACAAAUUUAUGCUAAAAUAGUAGGCCAAAGAAAUAUAUAAUACUAAGAGGUGAAGUGCUUGAACCAUCUCCUCGUGCUGAUCGUUCUUCCCCUUCCCGUUCUUCUUUGUCAUCGAGGCGAAGUUUCUUCUCCUCCAUCUAAUUUAACCUCCACCUUUUUGAACCAUGCACUCGACCACCCUUUCUCAACUUCUUCUUUUUCUCCUCCUCGCAAGUUGCUUCUCCCCCGUGCUGAACCGUGUAAUGGUCUUGGACGAGGACAGAGGCAAGGGAGGGAAGGUGGCUAGUUUCAGUUUAGCUUGGCAGCUUGUUUCAAUGCGCUUUAGAGCACAGGUCGAGAAGCUCCAACUUCCUCCAACCUUUUAUUCUGGCAACAUCGAAUCUGUGAAGGGGAAGAACCAAGUUGCAAUUGUUGGCAAUCCUCUUUCUUUGGAACCACAUGUGGGUAUUGAUGGGAAUCUGAAAUUGCCUCAUAGUAUGCCUUCAUCUGUGUGUACGUCAUCUAAAGCUAAUACUCGACAUUUUCUAGGAUACAACGAUGAUUUGGAUGAACAGAGUAUUGAAGAUUUGAUUUCUUCAUUUAUACAAUAUGGCAAUCAAAACGGUUUAGUUAUGUCAAAGAUAUCAGUUCAAAAAAAGGGUCGUACUCUAAUUUUUAAGAUUUAUGCUUCUAGAAAGAAUAGCAUUGAGAUGAGUUCUGCAACUGGGUAUGGACUUUUGGCGUGGUUUGUGAUCCCGUCUGUAUUAAUUUUUAGCAUACUACAUUAUAUGAAGAUUCUUAAGCUAGGCAAACGUAUUAAGCAAUUGACUGUUUUUAGACGAAGUGGAGUUUCUAAGAAGAGAAAAGCUCGAAAGAAUGGAACUAUUGUGGUUUCAUGCUCUGACAAGGGGGGCAACGGAUCUGAGAGCAUAAACGAUACUCAAUUUAGUGAAAAAUACCUUUUUUUCAGUCAUCAAUCUAUUGAUGUUGGAAAUGGGCGCUGGGUUGGAAAACUUUUUGUUUCCAAUAUUGAAAUCGGUAGGGGCAGUAAUGGAACAAUUGUUUUUGAAGGAUUUUAUGAUGGUCGUUCUGUUGCCGUAAAACGUCUUUUAAGUACACAUAAUGAUGUCGCUCGAAGAGAGAUGGAGAAUCUUAUUGCUUCUGAUCAGCACCCAAAUAUUGUUUGACUGUAUGGAGUAGAGCAGGACUUAGAUUUUAUUUAUAUCUCGCUUGAACGGUGUAAUUGUAGCCUAGCUGAUUUAAUUCAGCAUUUUUCUAAGUCUUCUACUGAAGGUCCAACCUCAAACUCUGAAAUUGAGAGUAGUGUACAGUUGAACUAUUUGAAAGGUAUUGAAAGGGAAAUGGAGUUGUGGAGACGAGAUGGGCUUCCUUCUACGCAACUUCUAAAACUAAUGAGGGAUGUCGUUUCUGGUCUUGCACAUUUGCAUGAGCUCGGGAUCAUUCAUCGGGAUCUAAAGCCGCAAAAUGUAUUAAUUAACAGUGAUGGGAUUAUUAAGGCAAAGCUUUCUGAUAUGGGUAUCAGUAAACGUCUUCAAGUAGACAUGUCUUCCUUAAGUUGCCAUUCUACAGGUUAUGGAAGCUCUGGGUGGCAAGCACCUGAACAGCUUCUUCAUGGGCGCCAGACUCGUGCGGUGGACUUGUUCAGUUUGGGAUGCAUCCUUUUCUACUGUAACACCAAAGGAGGACAUCCGUUUGGCGAUUAUUUCGAGCGAGACAUGAACAUUCUCAACAACUGCCUUGACCUUUUUUUAGUGGAUUACAUACCAGAAGCUGUGCAUCUCCUUUCUCAGUUGUUAGACCCAGAUCUUGAGAUGAGGCCAAAGGCAGCAGAAGUACUUUGCCACCCUCUCUUUUGGAGUGCAGAGAAGCGGCUUGCUUUUCUUCGCGAAGCAAGUGAUAGAAUCGACAAAGCAAGUGAGAUUGAUCUUCUUACUUCUUUAGAAAAUGCGGCACCAUCCGUAUUUGGCAGGAGAUGGGGCAAAAAGUUGGAUGCUGUGCUCAUUGCCCACAUGGGCCGACAUAGAAAAUAUAAUUUCGAGCUCUUGCGCGAUCUUCUACGGUUAAUAAGGAACAUGUCAAGCCAUUAUAGAGAGCUUCCUGCGGUACUUCAGGUAAAAACUGGGUCACUUCCGGAAGGAUUCGAUCAGUACUUUUCUAGUCGAUUCCCGAGGCUGCUGAUUGAGGUCUACAAAGUGAUGUGCACAUAUUGCAGGGAGGAGAACUCAUUCAGCAAAUACUUAAAGAGAAAAUUAGGCCAAAUUUAA
Ananas comosus (pineapple) is the source of this 2373-nucleotide messenger RNA. Its product is annotated as serine/threonine-protein kinase/endoribonuclease IRE1-like. Gene Ontology annotation, molecular function: RNA endonuclease activity; protein serine/threonine kinase activity; ATP binding. The record is from RefSeq and is a predicted model, not a curated record. NCBI's taxonomy places the organism in Eukaryota, Viridiplantae, Streptophyta, Magnoliopsida, Poales, Bromeliaceae. The transcript has 6 exons. Gene Ontology annotation, biological process: mRNA processing; intrinsic apoptotic signaling pathway in response to endoplasmic reticulum stress; IRE1-mediated unfolded protein response. Gene Ontology annotation, cellular component: IRE1-TRAF2-ASK1 complex.